ACAGAAACGGAUGGUUAAGUGCUUAAAGAACACAACAUAACACUUUUGCUUAAGCCAAUAUUUGUCUUUAACCCACUUUCCCAGAAACUUCAAAAACAGUUGGAGGAAGAAGAAGAAGAAGAUGAAACGACGAAGAACCCUUUUAAAAAGUCUUAAUCUUUAAAUCCAAGAUCUGCCCUUUUUCCAGAUUCUCUAUCUCAAGCUUACCCGAUCUUGUCAUGUAUUGAAGCCGGAUAUAGAGAUGUUGUGCUUGAAAGGUUCGGUUAAGCGGAAGAAGCAAUCCGGUUCUGUUCCGGUUUAUCUGAAUGUCUACGAUCUAACUCCUAUGAAUGCUUAUGGUUAUUGGCUUGGACUUGGUGUUUUUCAUUCUGGUGUUGAAGUUCAUGGAGUUGAAUAUGCAUUUGGAGCACAUGAAUCAUCAAGCACAGGUAUAUUUGAAGUGGAGCCAAAGAAGUGUCCCGGUUUCACGUUUAGGAAAUCGAUUCUUGUAGGGAAAACAGACUUGGUUGCGAAAGAAGUUCGAGUCUUUAUGGAGAAAUUAGCUGAAGAGUAUCAAGGAAACAAGUACCAUCUCAUCACAAGAAACUGCAACCAUUUUUGCAAUGAAGUUUGUCUUAAACUUACUCAGAAAUCAAUCCCUAGAUGGGUGAACCGACUUGCUCGCUUAGGGGUUCUCUGCAACUGUGUGUUACCACCGCGUUUAAACGAGGCAAAAGUGAGGCGGGUAGGAAAAGGAGAACUUACGGAGAGUGAGAAGAAGAAACUAAGAAACCGAUCACGAUCAGGUCCUUUACUGUCUUCUUCUUCAUCUUCAUCGACACCUGAUAAUCAUCGUUCACACAUUCGAGGAAAAUCAACUGGUAACAAUCCUUCUUCUUCUUCUUCUUCUUCGACAUCGGGUUCUAAGAAAAAUCAAAGACCUAGAACUCAAGACCAGACGUCGCCAAGCGUAAGCAUCAAGACUUGAUUCUUAUCAUCAUUAUUUGAACAUUUAAUUAUUGUUUAUGAAAAGGACAAAAAGUAAAAAGACAAGACAGAAGAACAUGCCAAGUAAAGUAUCAAUCAUACAUGGGCAUGCUCGUGCUUUGUUCUAAGGUUAUUUAAAACCUUAUUGGAGUGUGUAGCUUAUAGGAGAGAGAGAGAGUGAGAGGUUAUGAUUAUGUACAAAAAGAAUAUGAUUCAUAUAUUUUUCUAUGUUUUAUCUCACAUUUCAAUUUCUUUAUUUCAAAGUUUUAAACACAUUCAUUUUUUUUUUGUAUCACAAUGGAUCACUAAAAAGAUUAUUUAAUUC
Arabidopsis lyrata subsp. lyrata is the source of this 1291-nucleotide messenger RNA. Its product is annotated as deSI-like protein At4g17486. Gene Ontology annotation, biological process: protein deubiquitination. The record is from RefSeq and is a predicted model, not a curated record. NCBI's taxonomy places the organism in Eukaryota, Viridiplantae, Streptophyta, Magnoliopsida, Brassicales, Brassicaceae. Gene Ontology annotation, molecular function: deubiquitinase activity. The transcript is spliced from 3 exons. Bases 242 to 967 code for a protein of 241 amino acids.